GAGUGCGAAAUUUCAAUUACAAUUAUAUAAAUGUUACCUGGCGUUCGCUGCGCCUGUCUUAUACGGUGUAUUUUUAGCGAUAUCGCAUAUAAAUAAUCCAUCGCGAGAAUGCGUUAUUUUCGCGGCAACACCGGCAUCGAUCGUGUCGAAAAUGCGCAGGGGAUUCUGGAAAUUCGAUGAGCUGAACCUCAAAGCCUUGUACAUAGAUCUGGAGGAGGACCCAGAGGAGGAUAAGCUCUGCAAGGAGUACAGCAGCUGGGAUCAGAUUCCCGACAUCCUGCUGGAGGAGAUCUUCUCAUACCUGACCAUUCGAGAGCGUUACUAUGCGUCCCUGGUGUGCAGAGCGUGGUAUCGCGCCUUCAAGCUGCAGAAUGUAUGGUCUACGUUCACCCUGGAGGAUACCACUCUCACGCGAGGGAAGUUCAACUAUUACAGCGGCUGGCAGUAUGUCCUGGAUCAUAUAAGAACGUCCACGUGUCUCAACAAAGUCGGCAAGAACUUUCGCUCGCUCAUAUUCGAGCCUAUGUUGAACUUCUACAACCUCUACGAGUUUAUGAACAUGAUAUCGUGGUACACUGAGCAGCAGGGCUUGGACAACACGUCCGUGGCGGGCGUGGGCACCUAUAUUCGUAGGCUGAAGUUCACCUUUCCUUGUAACAUGGCGAAUAGGAACGAUCCUGAUCGAAUCAGACUCUUUGGCACAGGUGGAAAGCUGCUGGAAGCGCUCAAGAGGCUUAUGAGAAACUUGCAGAAUCUCAGGUGCCUGGAGCUGAUAGAUCUGAUGCUUGAGAGCAACGAAGCCGUACAUUUAAUGGAUGACAUUUGUGUAAAUUGCACUCAGACACUGUCGAAAUUGAUACUGAUAAAUACCACGCGUUACAAUUGCCCCUUGUUACACGUGGGAGUAUUUGUUAAUUUAAACGUCUUAGUUAUUAGUCCCCAGAAUUUGCACGAGGAUGUGAUAGAGUUGAUAGGCUACACAAAAUUAAAGCAUCUUCACAUCUUGCAAAAUCGAUAUAGUCCAAAAGAUACCACCAUAAGAUUGCCAAAGAGAUCGUCUUGGGUAAAGAUGAGAGCGAAUAAUCCUUAUUUAAAAGUACAUUUUGAGGUAGAGAGCCAUAAAGCCACGGAUAUACUUUUGCCUAUCGACUUACUAGAGCACAGCGCUAUACCGUGCCAUAGUAUCAUAUUGGAUAAUCCAAACACGCAAAUUUUGCCAUCCACAGUGCUUACUCACGGGGCGUUCUUCGAUUCGACGAUACGAGUGUACGCUUUUAAGGGAGUAACGAGGUAUUAUCUGCACAGGAACUUCGCUAAGAGAUUGGACGAGGCGUUAGUGCAAUUCUGCCGAAUGUGCCCGAACCUUCAUACACUGAUGAUACGAGAUAAAAUAUCAACGGCUACGAUUCUAGAGAUCGUCUCUACCGCGAAACGCUUACGUUGCUUGUACGUUCGGCGAAACGUUGUCCUGAAGAAAUGCGACAGAGCCUGGUCGAAGAUCCUGGAUUGGUCACCCGAGUAUUAUCGAUGGGUAAAGAUAAACAGCCGUAAUUACGAGAGCACGGAGAGAGAAGUAUCAAAGAUGUUGGGCUAUCGGUGGCACAUGCUAUCCGAGAAAGAAUUUAAGACACAAACGCUUAAUUUGCACAUGUAGGCCGACAUAUUUUAUGUAUACAGGGUGUUUCAGACCACCCGUACCACUCAUUUAAAAACUAGAGAAGUGGUUAUUUCAAAAAAAUAAAAACAUUUUCUUCAUAAAUCAG
This is a messenger RNA of Camponotus floridanus (Florida carpenter ant), 1763 nucleotides long. RefSeq lists its product as hypothetical. NCBI's taxonomy places the organism in Eukaryota, Metazoa, Arthropoda, Insecta, Hymenoptera, Formicidae. Gene Ontology annotation, molecular function: protein binding. The coding region runs from base 152 to 1654 and encodes 500 amino acids. The record is from RefSeq and is a predicted model, not a curated record. The transcript is spliced from 6 exons.